UUUCUGUCUACAUAAGUGGACUGAAAGCAGUGAAAAGACUUUUACUCAGAAUAAUUAUCUCAAACGAGAACGUCAGAUUAGAGCAAGACCAACAACAACAACAACCAGAAUGGCAGACGUCAAGUCGCUAGAACACCCAACUCUGAAGGUUCCAUAUGAAGUGUUGAAUAAGAAGUUUCGAGCUGCACAAAAGAACAUUGAUCGUGAGAUAGCUCAUGUUCAAACAGCGGCCAAUGACUUGGAGAAAUGUUUUCACAGUGGCCGUGUGACAGUGGGAGAAGUUAGCACUGCACUGGAUACAGUGGUUGAGAAGCUUUCAUUACUGAAGCGCAAAGCUGACGAGAGUAUCCAGGAUGAGUUGGAGGCAGCCAAGACGUGUAAAAGGCGGGUGGAGCACCUGAAGCUGGCUGACAGUGCCCAGGGGGGUGCCGUGACAGUGUGGAGGAAGAAGCGCCUGGACAGGAUGCUGGUGGAAUACUUCCUGAGGGCAGGCUAUUAUAACACUGCCUUAAAGUUGGCAAAACACUCAGAACUGGUGGAUUUGACAAACAUAGAUCUGUUCUUGACUUGUAAAGAAGUGGAGGAAUCGUUGCUGCGACAUGAGACUGCUGCUUGUUUGACCUGGUGUCAUGAUAACAGAUCAAAGCUAAGGAAAAUGAAGAGUACGUUGGAGUUCAACUUACGGCAACAAGAAUACAUUGAGCUGAUCCGAAAUAACAAACGUCUGGAAGCUGUGAAACAUGCUAGGAAAUAUUUCACAUCUCUGGAAGAUGACCAGGUGAAGGACAUCCAGAAAGUGAUGGGCUUACUGGCUUUUCCUGUGGACACGGAGAUCAUUCCUUACAGGGCACUGCUGGACACAAACCGCUGGCAGGAGCUGGUGGAGCAGUUUAGAGAAGACAACUACAAGCUACACCAACUAAACAGCAUGUCUAUCUUCACAGUCACACUCCAGGCUGGACUCUCAGCCCUCAAAACACCUCACUGUUACAAGGAGAACUCUGACCACAGGAAUCCUGACUGCCCUGUGUGCUCCCGUAACCUCAACCAACUGGCUCACCCGCUGCCCUACGCACACUGCUCCAAUUCCAGGCUCAUCUGCUCCAUCAGUGGUCUCCCCUUGAAUGAGCAUAAUCCCCCUAUGAUGCUUCCAAAUGGCCAUGUGUAUGGCUUGAGUGCCCUGGCUUCCAUGGCUGCUGACAACGAAGGUCGGGUUGUCUGUCCUCGAACGAAAACCAUAUUCAACCUUGAGGAGACGGAGAAAGUGUUUGUCAUGUGAUACAUGAUUAUUUUAGAAGUGGUUUGUCUCUUUUUCUUUAUGGUUUUGACUGUGGGUGUCACGUGGUGUUUGUCCUGGCAUCUGUCUGGUAAUGAAUCUGACACCCUAAGCCAGAUGAUUAACACCAUUCCGCUGUGCUCCCACUGAAUGGAUCACAAUAUAGAGAAAAUAUAGAGUAUAUCUGGACAAAAUGUGGUUAUCGCUAACUGUGUUACCAAGCCUUUGUCUUGAGAGUUUACAUAAUUCUAAUGGCUGUGCCCAAUGGUAAUACAUGUCUAAAGUAUAUCCUACUACAGUCCCGAGAAUUUGUGCUUCAGUGCUCCAUGAAAUGGAUCAUUCCAGACAACGCAAGACUUAACCUGCUGCCAGAUCUGUGAGGUAAAGCUCUGUCAUAAGCUCCUGGCCAUCUACUCUGAAUCAGGGAGGAGAUUGACUGCGAAACACAUGUAGUUUGGCAUAGUCAGAGAGAGAGAGGGUUGCUCUGAGCUUUCUAAGGGUGACCACUCGUGACAUCCUCACCCAAAGCAGCCUGUUAGCAUUAAAGCGGAGUGUGUAGAAAUAAUUUGUCAAGAGCAGUUACUGCAGUUACUUGAUUCAUCUGCAAGAUCAAAGAUAUCAAAUCAUGAAUAUGUUGUAAAAGUACUUUUUUUUAGUUUCAAAAUUUUAGAUUUUAAACAGGAAACAGAUCUCAGACAAAUAAAAUUUAGUGGGAAUUUAGUGAAAUAGUAGUAACUUGCAAAAUAAUGCAGACAGUAACAAGUAUUCAGGGAUUUCCCCACUGUUUCCUGUGUAAGUGGAGGCUACAAUAUGUUUGAGUGGCAUUUAGAAGUUGGGAAGGAAGUACACUGGGGAAAGUCUUCUUAUGGAUAUACAUUUUUUAAUAAGUAUUUGGGAGCACAGAAUUGUACUAGUUAUUUAAAAAUCUGCAUGUACGAUGUACGAUCCUUCCCACUUUCCAGCACAAAAAUGGAACUUUCUGUGAAAGGGAACACUCCUUCAUUGUAUGUUCCUUUUUCAAACGCUUGUGUUCUGUUGAUUUCACGUGAGAUGAAUGUCACUUUAUGAUACACGGAGUUUCUUUGUGUACGCUAUGUAUGGAUAAGAAGUCUGAAAACUAACCUAGCUCAGAAAUAAGUUAUGUGGAUACUUAUUGGCCCAUAGUUUUGUGUUUCUUUAACACAUGCUAAAAAAAUAUGUUUUUUUCACUUGCUGUUAAUCAUUUUAAUGCCAGAUUUUGAUUAAUGUACCUUUAUCAGUUAUGAUGUACAUGAUGUAAUUUUUUUAUCCAUGCUUUAAACUAACUUUAGGGUGGUAAAUUGUUUUUUGUUUAGUGAAUUAAGGUGUUUCAAUACACCUUUUAUACCAUCUGAAAUACGUCUGCAAAGGACUACUUGCAUUCCUCUGUAGAUGGCUGGUUAUUUUUGAGUCAUACAUUUCCUGAUAUCUUGGAAGAGCAUGCGAUUUUUAUAGGAUUGCCUACAUGUACAAAUGUAAACUUGUUUAGUUGUGCUUAUGGCAGUAAAUUCUUGUCCUAGAAGGAUAUUCAAGACCUUGGAUAUCCAGACACUUCAUUCAUACGAGUCCUCGCCAAGUAGACGACGAUGGUUAAGAUAAAAUAGUAAGAUAUAGGGAAAUGAAAACAUAGGGUGAUACGGCUGAUAGUAAUGAGAAAUUAUACAUGUAGUGUGUAAGACAACAGAACAAUGUGCAAUGCAUAAAUAAUUUGCGAACGUCAAUCAAACCUGGUUUUGUAUUUAUCAGACCCUAAAGCAGAGUUUUGUAUUAACUGACAUGUAAUAAUGUUUUCAUUGCCAUGUGGAAGCGAGUAAAUGUAUUGGCUCAAGUAAAACGGCAAAAGCCUGGAUGUUCGCAGUCUCAGAUACAUGUAUUUUAUAUUUGGGAUAUGAUGGUCACGCAGGGUAGUUAUUAGGUGUUAGCUAAAUCAGUUGGCAAUGUUCUCGGCUUCACUUUCGCACUACCAAGUAAAAUGCAUUCUGAAACCUCUGCUGGGAAGAAUGAAAGCUUAUCUUAGCGCUAGUGUUGACUGUAAAUUAAGACGUUUGUCUGGCCUGGCAGUGUUGAAAAUUGUAUGGAUUACAUUCCAGAAUUAAGACAACAAUUUUGGAAUUUGUAACACAAAGUACUGACAUAUUCUUCAAGUAAUUUUGAAAUGCGCUUUUUAGUAGCCAGUUUGAGUAUUACAAGUAGCUGAACGUGAACAUUUUACCAUCUUGUAUGUCUGUUGUUCUUGAUUCCAUGACAUGAUUUUCUUUAUUUUAGUCAUAAUUGAAUAAUUUUUUUCUUUAUGUGGCUAAUUACAUAUACAUACUUAACUCAGGAUUAUUAUGGCUUUUUCGCAAUUUUUGGUUAAAACAUUCUACUAGAUACAUCUCUAAUUGGCUUACAGUACAGAUAGUAAAUCUUCAUACAUUUAGGUUUAAACUAUUCAUUUUCUCAGUUGAAUGCAUCUGUUCAUUUUUUUAAGAAAGCUGUAAACACUAGAGCUUUGGGAAGAGAAUUACUCUGUGUGACUGAUGUAAAUCUACUGUAUAAUUUGGAUAAUGCUUAGCCUCAGAUUUGAUUUUAAACCCCCUAUUUUAUGUUGUAUGGUUAACCAAGGCAAACAAGAAUUUGACUUAUUCCCUCGUAUUUAAAUGCUUGCUAAUGAAUUGUUGUGUAUCUCCAAUUUUUUUUUCAUAUAAUAAGACACGUAUAUGUGAGUGCCAACUGAAAGUUUUGAAUUCUUUAAUUUGAACAUGAAUACAUGUAUAACAAUAAAACUCACAGAAGUUAGCAUGGUUUGUGACAAUCUCUUUGCGUGCCUGGUACUGGUAACGGAUGAAGUCAUGCGUCAGAAAUUCAUGUCUUGCUUCUCAUCCAAGUGUAUAACUAGUCCCGUGUAUAUAUCUUUGUAAUACUUAUGUUAUUGUUAUUAUUACAGUACAUACUCUUGACGGCUUAGAGGAUGUUUAGACCAACAGUGAGGAUCAAACAUGUGGCUUUAUAUGUAACAAGUAACAAUGUAUAUUCAGUACGUGUGACAGCGAAUAACAGAGUUCAGAACUAUUUUUUGGACCAUUAAUUUAAUGGUCAUAACUUUAGACAAUAACAUGUGAGUGUGCAUGUAUACUUUAAACAGUGAGUACAAAGUUACAGCAUAUUGUAUUGGUUAUCAUGUUACAGUCAGUUGAAAUAAGACAGGGUUAUUUGGUUCCUACUAACCGGUAACCUGGUUGUCAAUUCUGGCAUUGUAUGUUGAAUUCUGGUGAUCUGAAUCAAGACGGUUGUACUUGUUGACCUACCUAACCUUUUGUCACUUAGCGAGAUACAUUAGAAAUUGUAAUCAGUCCUCAUUCUGCAUGUAAUAUGCAUGGCCUAUGCUACAUAUACAAAGUAAUACGAAGCCUUGGUGUGUGCUGAAUGUCUUUCAUAACUAGGGUAAUAUUUGUACAAGAGACUGUUGUAAUAUUGUUAUCAGACAUCGCCUGCAUAUUACAUUUUCAUCCACAUGGGGCCCUGUAAAAAAUGCUUCUUAUAGACUGUAGUGUAGUGUGAAGUGGAAUUCUCCAUGUUGAACCAUUCCGAUAUUCUUCUGUCUCUUCUGCUUUUGGGGCAGAUUGCCGUGUGUACAAACCGUGUGUAUGUGGCAUGAUGUUUGUGUAAAGAACUUACAAUUACAAACCCAGAUUUACCACUUGUAUGUUAACUUUUUGUACACGCUCUCGCUGUGAUGAUCCACACUGAACUCUGUGAUUCAGCAAGUGUCUAGUAGAAACCAGUGUGAAUUUUGUGGCAAUAAUUUAUGUCUGGGGUUGUUGUGUGUGCUGCGUGAGUUUGUAGAGUCUAUAAUUGAAAAGUAUCUUGUAACAAGAAGAAAAAUAAAGAAGGAAAAAAUGUUUCUGAUUCUGCUUACAUUGUCAGUGUAUAAAUCAAGGUUAAAAUUUAUAUAUAUGCUAAUAAAAACCUAUAGGCCUAGACUUAAUGUUACUGCUGAACCUCUGAGCAAUGUUGUUGAUAAUGGAGUUAGAUUGAAUGUCAUGUCCAUUCCUGUGACGAUUAUAACCAUUGUUGACAUUGGUUUUCUGGAAGACAUUUUUCGACCUCAAGUAGGACACCUUUUUGUUUGGCUGUAUGUCAUGUUUAUCAACUGAAUACAUGUACUCAACAUGAGCACCAAAGACUGCAUACAUGUAUAACUUAACUGUAAAAAAUUACAUGGUUGAAGCCAAAACAGCUAGUUACAGGUUUUAGCUACAGGUAGCACACUUUGAAAUAACAGCCUCUUGUUGUCUUGAUAGAAGAUGAUUAUGCAUAUGUCAGUGGUCUGAUAGAUGUGAACAAGGUAAUGCACAUGUGCUAUGUGGGUUCUGAAUAACAUGUAAACAAAAGCUAUUGUUUCAUUGCUCUUUAGAAAAUAGGCAGGAAUGGCUCGGAUCAAUAUGUCUGUACCUUGAUUUUGCAUUAUAAUA
Molecule: messenger RNA, 5748 nt
Organism: Liolophura sinensis
Lineage: Eukaryota; Metazoa; Mollusca; Polyplacophora; Chitonida; Chitonidae
Product: E3 ubiquitin-protein transferase MAEA-like
Exons: 9
Coding region: 110-1279 (389 amino acids)
Biological process (GO): proteasome-mediated ubiquitin-dependent protein catabolic process
Cellular component (GO): nucleus; GID complex; cytoplasm
Molecular function (GO): protein binding; ubiquitin protein ligase activity
Source: RefSeq, a predicted model, not a curated record